GGCCUGUCCCGGCCGGCGGCGCCGCGCUGAGGGGAGCGAGGAAACACCGACACACCCCACCCCUGAGGGGACGGACCUGGCCGGGCGCUUCUCGCCCGGGACCCCCCGGCUCCGCGUGAGGGAGCGCCCAGCGCGGCGCCACUCGGCUCCGGCCGUUCCCCACCAGCAUCCCGGGGUGGCUCCGCUCCAGCUCCGACACGCGGGACUGAAAUGACCUUGGACGUCGGGACCAAGGGCAGCUCUCUGGAUCCCGCCCGGGCUCGCUCGGGCCGCGACCGCCCGCCCGCCGGAGCCUCCCUCCACCUCUGAGCCUCCUGGGGAUUUUUGGGAGGCGGGAUCCCCGCCCGGCUCGCCGCGGCCCCCCCUGCGCGCUUCCCCGGCCCCGGGGAAGGGAUCCAGCGAAAAUCGCCCGCCGACGGAGGGCCUCUCGCCGGACCUUUUCCAGGCUGGAUCCCAGCGCCGCUGCCACGCCGAUGCAUGAGAAGGCAGCUCCGCUGAAGAGCCCCGAGCCCAGGCACGGCCGCGAGAAGCUGGAAGUGUCCCACAAGCAGAAGAGUUUGGAUUCCCUCGAUGGCAGCCUCCGCCUGAACGAAGCCCUCAAGGAUGAGGACAUCAAGAAAUGCCACCGGGAAGUGGCCGCUAGCAAGUACAACUCCCAGUACCACAAGCUGUUCAAGGACAUCCCGACGGAGGAGAGUGUGCUGAAAGUUUGCUCCUGUGCCCUCCAGAGAGACAUCCUCAUCCAGGGAAGGCUUUACAUCUCCCCCAACUGGCUCUGCUUCUACGCAAACCUUUUCGGGAAGGACAUCAAGGUUGUGAUCCCGGUGGUCUCCGUGCAGCUGAUAAAGAAGCAUAAGACAGCUCGGCUGCUGCCCAACGGCUUGGCCAUCACCACCACUGCCAGCAGGAAGUACAUCUUCGUGUCCCUCAUCUCCCGUGACAGUGUGUACGACGUGCUGAGGAGAGUCUGCACACACCUGCAGGUUUCGAGUAAGAAGAGUUUGAGUCUGAAGGAGCUGUCGGAGGAGCCGGACACCGUGUCACUGGAGGUGAUCGUCCCUGAGGGCAAGUGGAGGAAGGUGUCACCCACCUCGCUGUCACUGUCACUGCCAGAUGCCAACUACCAGUGCAUCCACCGGACCUCUGUCAGCAGCCUGAGUGCCAAGGAGAGCUCCUUCACCUCCGAGGAGCCCCUGGUUUCAGAAAGUGCAAUAAACACCGAGGAGGAGCUGGAGGUGGAGCAGAGCUGUGUGGCGGAGCUGAGACCCUCCGACUACCAGCUCCUGAAGAUCUUCAUUGUGCUCAUCUGCCUCCUGGUCGUGUCCUCCUCGUACCUGGCAUUCCGCAUCUUCCGUCUGGAGCAGCAGCUCUGCUCCCUGAACCGGGACUACCUCUCCCGUGGGCACAGGAGGUGACUGUUACCCUGGUGCUGGCUGAGGACGGACUCCAACAGUGACACCCUGCCUGUGGAUCCCGGUGCUGCGACCUCCCAGCCGUGGCUGUUACACGUGGCCCGGCUUUCCCUCGGCUGGUAAAAUGGGACCAAGUAUUUUCUCUUUUCCCAUGGGCACUUGCUCCCAGUGGGACUUCCCAGCCAGCUCCUGGCCACCGGUGCCAACUCCCCAUCCCACUGGAAACCCGUUUUCUCCCUGGGACGCUGCUGUGCCGUAGCACUGAACGAUGGCUCGGGGCUGCUGAGCACUUGGACCUCCCCUUAGGACUUGCUGCUAAAAUGGACGCUGGUUUUUAUUCCUGGCAUGGGUUUUUUCUAGUUGAAAGAUGACCUUGGGCUCAUCGGGAACCCCCAGAAAUGUGGAUGAGUUGCUGUUGCUGCCCUGGGUGAACCCACUUGUUUGUCCCUGUCUCAGUACCCCUGGGAAUGUGCCCGGAGGAAUGGCCCCAAAUACAGGGAUCUGUGGGGGUGGGAGAAAGGGGCCACCAGCCCUGUGGGGCAUCAUCUAUCCCACACCCAAGGGUGAGGGUCCAAUCCAGGGCUCCCCAGCCCUGCUUUCAUGGAGCACUGGGCCAUCUCAGCAUGGGAAGUAUGUGUGUGUCCCCUGCAAAGCACUUUAGGGUCCCCCAGACUGGGUGACCACCCCUGGCACUGGGGCCAGACCAAGGCUUCAUUAGUCUCGCUCACCUCGUUAAGAUGUCCGGAAAGGAGCCCGUGGCUGGCACUGGUGAACGUCCUGGAUCUGUGCCCUGGUUUGUGUUAACCUUGUCACCACGUGGAGCUGAGUGCUGCAGGAUUUGUCCCGCAGGAUUUGUCCCACAGCCUCCCCCUGGGAGCACACUGGGGCGGCAGGUGAUACCUGUGAUUCCCUUGGGUUUUCUUUACUGUUUUUGGGGAACUACAAGUGCUGACGGGGCCAAAUCCCUGUGCCCUGGGGGAGAGUUUGUUGCUCGCUCUGGGCUCGAAAUGGCUUUUAAAUGGAAUGAAAAAAUGAAAAUAAACCCUGGAUUUUCUAGCA
This is a messenger RNA of Myiozetetes cayanensis, 2471 nucleotides long. It is a transcript of the gene GRAMD2A, whose product is annotated as GRAM domain containing 2A. The record is from RefSeq and is a predicted model, not a curated record. Lineage: Eukaryota; Metazoa; Chordata; Aves; Passeriformes; Tyrannidae. The transcript is spliced from 13 exons. Gene Ontology annotation, biological process: regulation of store-operated calcium entry. The coding region runs from base 474 to 1415 and encodes 313 amino acids. Gene Ontology annotation, cellular component: extrinsic component of cytoplasmic side of plasma membrane; endoplasmic reticulum membrane; organelle membrane contact site. Gene Ontology annotation, molecular function: phosphatidylinositol-4,5-bisphosphate binding.